ACGUCAAUUGAUAAUCUAUCAUUUUCAUUUAACAAAACGAUAGAUUCUAUGAAAAUCCAUAACAUUUUGACUUUACUAUACAGUGUUUAUUGGAAUAGGAUUAUCUUAAUUUUCAUCAUAAAAUAAUGAACAUUGUCAAAUUAAUCUGAGGACAAUAGUGAUUUAAGAAUAUGGCGAGACCUGAAAAGCCCGCUAAGACGGGAUUUAUUAUAAAGCUUUCCUGCGAAACUGUUCAAAAAUUGACGGAAGAGGAGCAAAAAAGUAAGAUUAUUAAAGAAAAUAUCACAGAAGUAUCCGACAGCCUUUCUAAUAAACAAUCAAAUGAUAAAGAAAGUAACGAAGAUGUUCCACAUAUUACAACAAAACCAGAUUCUUCUAAAUCCAAAACAGGGGUUAAAUCCGAAGAUAUUUCAGAAACACCCACUAACGAUUCUUUAAAUAAAACGAGCAGUGAACAUGAAACUUCAGACUCUAAAUCAAUGGAAGAAUUGUAUGGUAACUAUGCCCCAUACAUAACCUACGAAAAUGAUGAGGCAAUAUAUACAGAUCCUACAACACAACAAAGAUUUACUUGGAACAAGGACUCAAACUCAUGGACUCCACUGCCAGGAGAUGUUCCAGGAAGAACUUACAGUUAUGAAAAUGACACUCAUGUCUAUACUGAAGCAGAUGGAUCGAAAAGUUUUUGGGAUGAUGAGAAGAAAGCAUGGAUACCUAAAGUAGAUGAUGAUUUUCUAGCAUUUUAUCAAAUGUCUUAUGGCUUUGUUGACAAUACAAGUAACGAAGAAACUAAAACAGAUAAUAAGAAAGAAGCCCAGAAAAAACUAGAACAAGGCGUUAAAAGGAAAAAUGAUCCUCAAUGGUUUCAACAAUCAGAAGAGAAAAACACUAAAGUCUAUGUAUCUAACUUGCCCCCAGAUACAACGGAAGAGGAUUUUGUUAAUCUAAUGCAAAAGUGUGGUCUUGUCGAACGAGACCCAAGCACUCAAAAGAUGAGGGUUAAGUUAUAUGUUGAUAAAGAGCAGAAUUGUUUUAAAGGAGAUGCUCUGUGUACAUAUAUUAAAAUUGAAUCGGUUGAUCUUGCACUCAAACUCCUUGAUGGUAGUGACUAUAAAGGCAAUAAGAUUAAAGUGGAAAAAGCACAUUUCCAGUUGAAAGGUGAAUACAAUCCAGCUUUAAAACCCAAAAAGAAAAAGAAAAAAGAAUUAGAGAAAAUAAAGAAAAUGCAACAAAAGUUAUUCGAUUGGAGACCCGAGAAGUUUAUCGGAGAGAGAUCUAAACACGAGAAAGUUGUAAUAGUUAAAAAUCUAUUUCAUCCCUCUGAUUUCGAUAACGAUGUGCAGCUUAUAUUAGAUUAUCAGCAGGACUUAAGGGAAGAAUGUGGUAAAUGCGGUGAUGUUCGAAAGGUAGUUAUUUAUGACAGACAUCCAGAGGGUGUUGCUCAGAUAUCAAUGAAAGAGCCAGAACAGGCAGAUGCUGUCAUUCAACUUAUCAAUGGUAGAUGGUUUGGUAAACGUCAAAUUACAGCUGAAACAUGGGAUGGUCGAACAAAAUUCAGAAUAGCUGAAACUGAUGCUGCUUUAAAUCAAAGAAUCAACAAAUGGGAUAAAUUUCUGGAGGGAGAAGAGGGAGCCAAAGCAGAAAAGAAGUCUGACGAUGCAUUGAUAACUUCUGUAAAUAAUCCCCCAGACGAGAGCACUCUUGAAGCAUCUGAAAAAGAAAAAAUGGAUUGCAAAUCUUCAGAAAGUGAUAAUUUAACGUGUAAAUAAUAUAGAAUGUGUUUUGUUCUAAAUAAAAUUUAAGAAAAAUAUAUA
Messenger RNA from Vanessa tameamea, 1814 nucleotides. It is a transcript of the gene barc, whose product is annotated as 17S U2 SnRNP complex component HTATSF1. Gene Ontology annotation, cellular component: U2-type spliceosomal complex; U2 snRNP. The transcript has a single exon. The record is from RefSeq and is a predicted model, not a curated record. Gene Ontology annotation, biological process: mRNA splicing, via spliceosome. The coding region runs from base 171 to 1769 and encodes 532 amino acids. Gene Ontology annotation, molecular function: RNA binding. NCBI's taxonomy places the organism in Eukaryota, Metazoa, Arthropoda, Insecta, Lepidoptera, Nymphalidae.